UCCCUCUUUGUGUGAUCGGGAAAGCCGAAGAACCGGCGAGAGCCGCUGGGCCCGUCAGCGUCCGGGGAGCGGCGGAGGCAGAAGACCCAGUUCCGGGCGAGCCGUGGUCAGUCAGACGGGUUCUCUCCAUUCCGCGCCCCCGUCAGGUGACAACCAUGUCAGACAAAAGUGAAUUGAAGGCUGAAUUGGAGCGGAAGAAGCAGCGGUUAGCUCAAAUCAGAGAGGAGAAGAAGAGAAAGGAAGAAGAAAGAAAGAAAAAGGAAACUGAUCAGAAGAAAGAAGCGGUUGCUCCAGUACAGGAAGAAUCUGACCUUGAAAAAAAGAGGCGAGAAGCAGAAGCAUUGCUGCAGAGUAUGGGGCUGACACCAGAGUCUCCUUUGGUCCCUCCUCCUAUGUCUCCAUCUUCCAAAUCUGUGAGUACUCCAAGUGAGGCUGGAAGCCAAGACUCUGGAGAUGGCGCCGUGGGAUCUAGACGAGGGCCAAUUAAACUUGGGAUGGCUAAAAUUACACAAGUUGACUUUCCUCCACGAGAAAUUGUUACAUACACAAAGGAGACUCAGACACCAGUUGUGGCACAACCAAAAGAAGAUGAAGAAGAAGAUGAUGAUGUUGUAACCCCCAAACCACCCAUUGAACCUGAAGAAGAGAAAACUUUAAAGAAAGAUGAUGAAGAAGAAGUCCCCCCUCAUGAGCUCACUGAAGAGGAAAAACAACAGAUCCUGCACUCUGAAGAGUUUCUAAGUUUCUUUGAUCAUUCCACAAGAAUUGUAGAAAGAGCUCUUUCUGAGCAGAUUAACAUCUUCUUUGACUACAGUGGGAGAGAUUUGGAAGAUAAAGAAGGAGAAAUUCAAGCAGGUGCUAAAUUGUCCUUAAACAGGCAGUUUUUUGAUGAACGUUGGUCAAAGCAUCGUGUUGUUAGUUGUCUGGAUUGGUCAUCUCAGUACCCAGAAUUGCUUGUGGCCUCCUAUAACAACAAUGAAGAUGCUCCUCAUGAGCCUGAUGGGGUGGCCCUCGUGUGGAAUAUGAAAUACAAAAAAACUACCCCAGAGUAUGUGUUUCAUUGCCAGUCAGCUGUAAUGUCGGCUACAUUUGCAAAAUUUCAUCCAAAUCUGGUUGUUGGUGGUACAUAUUCAGGCCAAAUUGUAUUGUGGGAUAAUCGAAGCAAUAAGAGAACCCCGGUCCAAAGAACCCCACUUUCAGCUGCUGCACAUACGCACCCUGUGUAUUGUGUGAAUGUAGUUGGAACUCAAAAUGCUCAUAAUUUGAUUAGCAUCUCCACUGAUGGAAAAAUUUGCUCAUGGAGUUUGGACAUGCUUUCCCAUCCACAGGAUAGCAUGGAGUUGGUUCAUAAGCAGUCCAAAGCUGUAGCUGUCACUUCUAUGUCCUUCCCUGUUGGAGAUGUCAACAACUUUGUUGUUGGAAGUGAAGAAGGCUCUGUGUACACAGCAUGUCGCCAUGGCAGCAAAGCUGGAAUCAGUGAGAUGUUUGAAGGACACCAAGGACCAAUAACUGGUAUCCAUUGCCAUGCAGCAGUUGGAGCUGUAGACUUCUCACAUCUUUUUGUCACUUCCUCAUUUGACUGGACAGUGAAGCUUUGGACAACCAAGAAUAACAAACCUUUAUACUCAUUUGAAGACAAUUCAGAUUAUGUUUAUGAUGUGAUGUGGUCGCCCACCCACCCUGCCCUGUUUGCCUGUGUAGAUGGCAUGGGGAGACUGGAUCUGUGGAAUCUCAACAAUGACACAGAGGUGCCGACUGCAAGCAUUUCUGUGGAGGGUAAUCCUGCUCUUAAUCGUGUGAGAUGGACACAUUCUGGGAGAGAGAUUGCUGUAGGCGAUUCUGAAGGACAGAUAGUUAUAUAUGACGUGGGAGAGCAAAUCGCUGUUCCCCGCAAUGAUGAAUGGGCUCGAUUUGGGCGAACGCUGGCAGAAAUUAACGCAAACCGAGCUGAUGCAGAGGAGGAAGCUGCCACCCGCAUACCUGCUUAAAUGGGCUUUAUGCUAGCAGUGGAUUGAGGACUGAUUCUAAGUAGAAAUUAAAACUCAUAGCAUGCUUCUGUCUAAAGGGAAUUGAAGGGUGAUCUUGUGGAUUAAACUAUGGACUUAAAACACACAUAGCUCUUUAAUGCAAAAAAUUCUUGCAGUGUCACUUUUUAUAUUCAUAUUGUUAUUGGAUUUGUGUAAUUUUUAAUACAAAUGACUUUUGCAAUAUGCAGUUUUUUUCUGAAUACUUACACAGGCAUAUAUUUGCUAUAUUAGUAUCUUGAACUUUUUUCAACCUGUAACAGUAUACAAUUAUUUCUGAAAGGUGUAGAUUGCAUAAAUUCCACAUAUUUUUCAAUAAUCACUUCUCCAGGUAAACACAAGAUAAGUUAAUCUCUGACCACUAAUAUGUAAGAACAUUGUUUACUGUUAACCAUUAAAAUGCAUGUACCCACUCAAAUUUUCAUCUUUUCUGUCCUUUUUCAUAGCUGUGCUUCUUUAAAGUAGUGAUAGCUAUGGCUACAAAUAAAAGAAUCAGUCUAUGUCAGAUCCAGACUUUCAUUUUGAGUCACUGCAUGAAAUUUCAAUUUAUCAAUCACUGUUACACCUCUUUGUUUCUAUUCUGGUUCCAGUAGUUGCUUGCAUAAUCUUUUACUGAGUAUUCUAUGCCAGUACAUCAUGCAUUGAUAUUUAGGGCAUGAAAGUGGUAAUUUUUUUCUAGGUUGACUUUUUUUUUGCUAUUUUUCUUCCAACCGGGACAUAUUUCAAAGGGCAGGCAAAUCUUGUAAUUUUUCCACUUGUUUGUGAUGUAACUAUCUAUAGCUAGCUCUAUUUAUAGCUAUUUUAUCAAAUUACCUACUAUAUCUACUAAUUUUUAGAUAGAUUUCUCUGUAUAGCUAUGUAUGGAUAGAUAGAGGUCUGUCUACAUAUAGUUUCUGAAAGUAAGAAUUCUUUUGACUUGAAUCAGUUUUAUAAUUUCAAUAGAAAUGGAAGACACAACAGAUUAAGAAGUCAGGUCCUCCUUAUUGAGAAUUUAACCUUGUCGUGUUUCUGUGUAGGCUAUUUGUUUGCAGGUGACAAGUUCUAAAGGCUUGUGUAACAAUCUAUAGAGUUGGAGAAGAAUCAGUUUUAAGUAUAGAUCUAAGGAAUUACCUUUUCUUCAUUCGUACUGUUGCCAACAUGUUUAUAGCCUUCUACAAAAAAAGAAAAGUGAACAGUGAAUUAAGAGGAAAUAAAAUUCAAGAAUCUCUCCAUUUUUAUCUUGGUAACAGUUGUCAUAAAAAAUUUGGGAGACAUGAAAUUACUAAAAGCCUACUACAGUGCUUAGGUCUCUUAGGACUAGACCAGUGGAGGUUUGACAGGUCAUAUACUUCAAGUAUAGACCUAGCCAAGGACCAUAUCUGCCAUCCAAGAACCACUUCUUUCAGAGAGACUCACUGCAUAUGUUUUGGAAAGUGUCAGGGUCAGGGUAUGCAGCAAGUACAGUAACAAGUAAAGAUUGUCUCCUGAGGUGUACGAGGGUUGCUGUUAUCUGUUAGAACUACACUGAUGAAAGCAGAUUCUUUAGGUCUUGAAGAAAAAUAUUAUAUUGGUUUUGAGUAUUUUAUGUGUUUUCACUUCUGAUAUGCUUAAGUGGAAGAAUCACUAGGCUGAGAGUCAGGGGCCUGGUUGCAGCCCUAUCCUGAUUAAGUUCUGUGACCUAUUUGCAUGUUUCAUUUUCUUCAUCUAUAAAAUGAAGAGCUUUAAGUCAGAGAUGAAAUGAAGACCUUUCCUGAUAGACUGUCUUAAGAUUCUUUCUCUUUAUUCCCAAUUAUUAUCUCUAAUCAGGACUAUUAGAGUGUGCUUUUUUUCCCCUUUAGUUUGCAUUUUUUGAGACACAGAACAUCAAUAUAACCACUAAAGGAGGUUUUGAAAAUAACAAUGUGCAAAGUGAGACUUUAGGAAAAAAUGUCUUCCUUCAGUCACUGGCAUUUUUAGAGAUCACUAAGUUUGGAAGGUUUUAAGAACUGAAUUUCAACCCAGACACCUACAGAGACUUUAAUUCCUUUGGUAUCUACCAGCAAUGACCUCUCCUUUCUGAUCUGGAAAUAUAAACUCUAUUUCCUUUAUUUAUCCCUUUAGUUUUUUUUUAUAGAUGCAUUUUGAAUGGAGAAUCAAAAUGUAUUCCUUUCGGUGGUUUUUCUUUAAGCUAAAGUCUGCAUAUUGCCCAUUUUGCAAUACCAUUUUGAAAUAAUUACUAUACUAUUUAUAUGGAAUUUCCUGAAACUUUUUGCUCAAAGAAUUAGCAAGUCGUUCUUUCUCUGUGCUCUGUGGGUUGAAAGUUCUUUGGUCUUUUCUUUUUUCAUCUUAGAAAAUACCAAAUGUUGAGUUCCAGAAUAGGCUACUACUUAGCCCUGCAGUCUUUCAUAUCACAUUUUUAUUGGCAUGGGAACAAUUUUUCUUUGAAAGUUAUCUUAUUAACUGAUGUGUAUUCCUGGUACCAACUUUUGCUUGGAUAUAAAAGAUAAGAGAAUAAAAGAGCACUUCUUUCUUAGAGAAGACUAUAUAUAAUACAAAUAAAUCCUUUUUCCUUUUCACUUCAGUUUUCAAAAGGUGCUUUUAAAAACUAUUAGGUGGUGUGUUGCUCUUUAGUACUUGAUACAGAGGCUCUAUUUUUUGGUGAUUUUGUGGCCGAAUCCAUUUUCCUCUUCUGUGAGUUACCAUAGUAAUAUAUUAGAAAAAAAAAAGCUUUUCACAGAACCACGAAAUUUGAGAGUUGGAAGGGACCUCUUUGGCUAUCUAGGCCACCUCAAACACCAAAGGAAUCCCCAUUGUAACAUACCAGUGGAUAUGUUACCCACUGCUUAAAGACCUCCAAAGAAAGGAAAACCACCACCCACCACCACCAUUCCAUUUUCACAAUUCUAAUUGCUAGGAAGUUAUUCUUGACAUCAAGCAUAAAUUUGCUUUUUUGCAACAACUACCCAUUGCUUCUGCUUUGGCCCUUUUAGGACCCAGCAAAGCAAGUACAAUCCCUCCUUCACGUGAUAGCUUUUAAGAUAUUUGAAGCCAACAAUGACCCCACCAGCACCUUCUCUUCACCAGGCAAAAUCUUCCUUUAACUCAUCCUUGCAUGACAUAGACUCAAGGUUCUUCAUCAUCUUGGUUGUCCUCUAGACAGUUUUCAGUUUAUCAGUGUCCUUAAAUCAUCAUGCCCAGAACUGAGCACAAUGCUCCAAAGGAUGACGUAUGAGAGCAGACAAAAUGGGAUUUUUCUGUAGUGAAAUUGUGAGCUCACUGUUCCUGGAAGCUACAGCUCUCUUAAUGCAACCCAAGAUAGCACUUUUUAAUUUGUUUUUUAUUUUUUUUAUUUUUAGUUUACAACACACGGUUCUACAUAAUUUUGAGUUCCAGAUUUUCCCCCCUCCCUCCCCAAGACGGCAUGGAUAGCACUUUUUUGAUGGCAAAAUCACACUACUGAUUUGUAUUGGGUUUGCAGUCCACUUUUAAUGGACAUUUACUUCCUUUUCAUUAUGCUAUCUCGCUAUGCCUCUCUUAUCAUAUAGUCAUGAAGCUGAUUUCUCAUACCCAAAUCCAAAAUUUCACAUUUACCCCUACUGAAUUUCACAUUAUUAAAUUAAAUCCAGUGUUCUAACCAGUGAAGAUUCUUUGGAUUCUAACUCUGUGUUAGCUUUACCUCCUAAUUUACUGUCAUUUGCACAUUUGAGGAGCGUAACAUUUAUGCUUUAUCCCAAUCAGUGAUAAAACUGUUAAACAGCAGUGGGUCAAGCGUAGAUUGCAGAGGUACUCCACCAGAGACCUACUGUGCUAAAACUGAACCAUAAACAACUACUCUGAGUCCAGCCAUCAAACCAGUUCUGAAUCCAUCUGAUUAUAUUACUACCUUUUCUGUAUCUCUCCACCUUCUCCAAAAGAAUUGUAUUAGACUUCUAAAAAAGCUUUGCUAAAGAACUAAGGAAACUAUAUCCACUACAUUCCCUUCAUCUACUAUUUUAUGAGUCCUGUCAUAAAAAGAAAUGAGGUGUCUGGCAUGAGUCUUUUUUUGACACAAUUUAUUCUUGAUGAAAUUAUUCUGUCUCUUUGUAACCACUGCUGCCCUAUCUACAUAUUUACCAACGAUUUCUUUGAUGAUCCAUUCUAGAAUUUUCCCAGGAAUCAAAGUCAGGCUCAUUGACCUAUAGUUUGUAGAUGGCUCUCCUAGCUUUUUUGAAAGUUGAGAUAUUUGCCCUUCUACAGUGUUGUGGUACCUGUCCCAUUUUUCAUAAUCUUUUAAAAUAAAUUGUAUCUCUAUGUUUUGUAUUUACAUCAUUUGUAUCCCUCCCAGAGGGCUACCCCAUAUAACAAGACAAAGAUUUUUUUUAAAUUAGCAAAACUGAUCAGUACAUCAAGGAACUCUGAAAAUAUAUGCAAUAUUCCAUACUUGCAGACUCCUUACUCUGAAAAGGAUUUGAGGGAGAUGUCUUAUAUCUCUUCUUUGAGACCCAGCAAGUUCUUUGUAAUUUUGCAAUAUUCAUUUUUUGUUGUUUUGUGAUGGUGGUUCUUUCCAUUAACAUUGUUAUAGUCGUGUAUUUUUUCUCUUGGCUCUGUUUACUUCAGUUUGCAUCGGUACGUGUAAGUCUUUCCAUGCUUUGCUGUAUUUAUUGUAUUCAUCGUGUCUUAUAGCACAGUGCUGUUCCAUAUAUUCAUGUAACACUGUCUAGUCAUGUCCACUCAAUGGGCAUCUACUUUAUUUCCAUUUCUUUGCUGCUGCAAAAAGUGCUGCUAUAAACAUCUUGGUGUAUGAUCUCCAUUGGGGUAUAUUCCUAGCAGUGCACUCUCUUUAGUUAAAGGGUAUGGACUUUUUAGUUACUUCACUUGCAUGAUUACAAAUUGGUUGUACUAAUUCACAGCUCCACCAAUAAUACAUUAAUGUGCCUGUUUCCACAACCCCUCCAACAUUAAUUAUUCCCAUCUUUUUCCAUCUUUCACAAUUUGCUGGAUGUGAAGUGAAACUGCAGUAUUUUUUUAUUUGCUUUUCUCUUAUUAGUGAUUUGGAAUAUUCUUUCAUAUGGAUGUUAGUAAUUUGCAUUUCUUUUGAGAUCUGUUUGUUCAUAUCCUCUGACCAGUUAGUUAUUGUGAAAUAUUUUGGGGGCAUAUACAUUUCCAUUAGUUCUCUGUGUAUCUCGUACACCCAACUCUUAUCAGAGAAAUUUGAUAGAAAGGUGUUUUUUUUUUCUCAUUCAACUACUUCCCAUCUUAUCCUCGCAUUAAUUUUGUUUGUGCAGAAGCUUUUCAAUGUCAUGUAACCAAAGUUAUUUACUUUAUCCUUUGUAACUGCCAUGUAAUCUUUUGUAAUUAUCCCUUGUUUGCUUAAAAAUACAUCUCCUACCUAGACUGUGAAA
Trichosurus vulpecula (common brushtail) is the source of this 7363-nucleotide messenger RNA. It is a transcript of the gene DYNC1I2, whose product is annotated as dynein cytoplasmic 1 intermediate chain 2. Bases 156 to 1988 code for a protein of 610 amino acids. Gene Ontology annotation, cellular component: cytoplasmic dynein complex. The transcript is spliced from 16 exons. The record is from RefSeq and is a predicted model, not a curated record. Gene Ontology annotation, molecular function: dynein heavy chain binding; dynein light chain binding. NCBI's taxonomy places the organism in Eukaryota, Metazoa, Chordata, Mammalia, Diprotodontia, Phalangeridae. Gene Ontology annotation, biological process: transport along microtubule.